AUUCAAUAUAAUGGAGAUUAUCCUAUAAUCGCUACAUAUGAAGGCAAAUUUGUAAAUUCCUUUUGUUUUCAAAAUUCCAAAGUUUUAGAAAUCUCAACGAUUAGAGAAUCAAUUAUUGAAUACGAAGAUGAUUAUGCAAUAGAGGAUAACAAUGCCGAUGAAGAUGAUGAAUACGCAAUAGAA
Molecule: messenger RNA, 183 nt
Organism: Racocetra persica
Lineage: Eukaryota; Fungi; Glomeromycota; Glomeromycetes; Diversisporales; Gigasporaceae
Source: the annotation of a GenBank genome assembly